Molecule: messenger RNA, 542 nt
Organism: Triticum aestivum (bread wheat)
Lineage: Eukaryota; Viridiplantae; Streptophyta; Magnoliopsida; Poales; Poaceae
Product: ATP synthase subunit epsilon, mitochondrial
Exons: 2
Coding region: 116-325 (69 amino acids)
Biological process (GO): proton motive force-driven mitochondrial ATP synthesis
Cellular component (GO): mitochondrial inner membrane
Molecular function (GO): proton-transporting ATP synthase activity, rotational mechanism
Source: RefSeq, a predicted model, not a curated record
CUCAAGGCCCAUUUCCCCAUCUCUAUCAUCGGCGGCGGCGGCUCGAGCAGAGGAAAGGAAGCUUUCUACCCUAGCAGAGAAAAAAAAAAGCAGAGGAGAGGAAGCGGAGGCGACGAUGUCGGCGAUGACGGCGGCGGUGCCCUUCUGGCGCGCGGCGGGGAUGACCUACAUCGGCUACUCCAACGUCUGCGCGGCGCUGGUGCGGAGCUGCCUCAAGGAGCCCUUCAAGACCGAGGUCUCCUCCCGCGAGAAGGUCCACUUCUCCCUCUCCAAGUGGGCCGACGAGAAGCAGCAGAAGCCCACUGUGCGCACAGAUGAUGAAUGAAGAUCGGGUGCCAUGGUGAUGUUUUGAGAAGUUGUUGAUUUAUGGUCAGGGCUUAAGAACUUGAGAAUAAAUUCUUGCGGUGACAAUGGAUCUAUUCCGAUACUAUGUUGUUAUAUUUACUAAUUGCUCCUGUUCUACUUGAUGAACCAUGUGAAACUCUUGUCUUGUGCUGCUCGAGUGAGCGUGUUUUUAUGCAUUAUAUCUUCUGAUGAUUUAA